UCUCCGGAGUCGGUGCGGACUCGACGCGCUCCCUCGGGGCCAGGCUGUGCGCUUCCCGGAUCCGACCGGAGCCACCGCGCGCUCUCGAGAUGGACUUGAUGGAGAGGGAGGUCACGGACAAGCUGGAAGACAGGGCAUCCGUGUACGACUUCGACCCCAUCACCGGCAACAUACCCGCCACCAAGGUGGAAGUCACCGUCUCCUGCAGAAAUCUUCUGGAUAAAGACACAUUCUCCAAGUCAGAUCCAUUGUGUGUCCUCUAUACACAAGGUGUGGAAACCAAACAGUGGAGAGAGUUUGGCAGGACUGAAGUGAUAGACAAUACCCUGAACCCCGAUUUUGUUCGGAAGUACAUCUUGGACUACUUUUUUGAAGAAAAGCAGAGCCUUCGGUUUGACUUAGGGAUCCCAGGGAAGAAAUGUGGCACUAUCAUCCUAUCUGCAGAGGAACUGAGCAACUGCAGAGACAGCGCCACUAUGCAGUUCUGUGCCAAUAAACUGGACAAGAAGGACUUCUUCGGGAAAUCAGACCCGUUCAUGGUUUUCUACAGAAGCAAUGAAGAUGGAACGUUUACGAUCUGCCAUAAAACAGAGGUGGUGAAGAACACAUUAAACCCAGUGUGGCAGCCAUUUACCAUUCCUGUCCGAGCGCUCUGCAAUGGCGACUAUGACAGAACAAUCAAAGUGGAGGUGUAUGAUUGGGAUAGAGACGGCGGCCAUGACUUCAUUGGGGACUUCACCACCAGCUACCGAGAGUUAGCUCGAGGGCAGAGCCAGUUCAAUGUGUACGAGGUUAUAAAUAACAAGAAGAAAAUGAAGAAAAAGAAAUAUGUCAACUCUGGAACUGUGACCUUGCUCUCAUUCUCUGUUGAGUCGGAGUUCACAUUCUUAGAUUACAUCAAAGGAGGGACGCAGAUCAAUUUCACUGUGGCUAUUGAUUUCACAGCAUCUAACGGUAACCCCUCUCAGUCCACCUCACUCCACUACAUGAACCCCUACCAGCUGAACGCCUAUGCCAUGGCACUUAAAGCUGUUGGGGAGAUCAUUCAGGAUUAUGACAGUGAUAAGAUGUUUCCGGCUCUUGGCUUUGGGGCCAAACUCCCCCCCGACGGACGAGUGUCACACGAGUUUCCACUGAAUGAAAACAUGGAGAAUCCUUACUGCAAUGGUAUAGAGGGCAUCUUAGAAGCGUACCACCGGAGUCUGAAGACAGUACAACUGUAUGGUCCAACCAACUUUGCACCAGUGGUGAACCAUGUUGCAAGGUAUGCAGCAUCAGUGCAAGACGGCUCCCAGUACCUUGUGCUCCUCAUAAUUACAGAUGGAGUCAUAUCUGACAUGGCUCAGACCAAAGAGGCCAUUGUUAAUGGUGCGAAGCUUCCAAUGUCCAUCAUCAUCGUCGGAGUGGGUCAGGCUGAAUUUGACGCUAUGGUGGAGUUGGAUGGUGAUGACAUUCGGGUCUCUUCCCGAGGGAAACUUGCAGAGAGAGACAUUGUCCAGUUUGUUCCCUUCAGAGAUUAUAUGGACCGGACAGGUAACCAUGUGCUGAGCAUGGCCCGGCUGGCUAAAGACGUGCUAGCAGAGAUCCCCGACCAGUUGAUUUCCUACAUGAAGAGUCGGGGGAUUAAACCUAAGCCGGCCCCGCCACCUUACACGCUACCCGGACUCACACAUCACCACACACACAUCUGACCAGAUGGCGUUUUAUUGAUGACUGACAGCGUGAAGCAGUCAUCUCCAUCAGGUUGCAUUUUCUUGAGGAGAGGAUGCAAACUUUCCAGGACCCGUUGGCAAAAAGUAUUUUUUAACCAGAACUGCGGCAAAGACUGUUUCACGUCAAAACGGACAGCAGGUCAGUUGAACAAGAUGAUCAUGUCGUGGUUAAAACUUUUGCCUGUCUGUGCUUGUUUCUCACAGUGUUUCAGGUGGUGAACUUUGACCUAAAGCACUGCUUGUCAGUUUUUGGUGUGGCCUAGUACGUUCAUAUUUUCAGGCAACAUUUUUUGUCUGGAAUUAGUUUUUAUAUUUGGAGAUUAUCUCCCUAUUUACUUAAUGAUGUAUCAAGACUGAUUAAGGAAAAAUACGUGUGUCGUUUACAAUUUGAUUUCUUCAAACAUCAAUCAGGUAUUUCAUACCAUUAGACAUUGCCUUUCUCUUACUUAACUUCAUAAGAGCAUGUUGUUCAAGAGUCCCCUUAUUUAGAAUUUACUGUCAAAUAUUAUUCAGAGUGGCAUGGAAUUUGAUGAAACUUGAGAAAAGCAUAACCUAUUUUUAUUUGAUUUCCAUGUAAACAGCAGAAGAUGAUUUUCUAUAAGAAUGGUUGCACGUGUAUCCUUAUACAUGAAUAUAUUUUAUUAAAAAUAACAUAAUAAAUAUAAUGCAUAUUUAUUGAUAUAUAGUUUUUAAGCAUGGUCAAUAUUCUCUUUCAGCACCCUUUUUCUUUUCUUACAGUUCUGCACUGUUAAGAUCAUAUUUGCUUGUUACGAUUUGUUGGCAUGCCACAAGCAUUAAAAGUACAAACUUUUUUUUUUACUUAGAUUCAAACCAUUCUGUGUUGAUAGUAUAUGUUGGUAAAGACUGAUUCUUCGGGGUUACUUGGCCAGUAUUGUGGUACCUUUUUUUUAAUUUUAUUUUUUAUUUUAUUUUGGGCACCUCUCUUUAGUUUUGAUGUCUAUAUCUACUGGAUGUAGAGUUGCAAGGGGCAGAAAUUUUCUGGUAAGUGUUGGAACCUCUAAAGUCCACCACAGUCCAUGCAAAACAGAUCUCUGGUUUGUUCACAUCUUGAAACAAUUUUCCUAUGGGAAAUGAAAAUUAAAUUAAUCAGUCACAGGGUCAAAAUGACACCACUGGCUGUUAAGCAGCUCAUUGUUCGAUGUACAUUAUGUUUGUCGUCUUUUUAUUAUUAUUGUCAGCCUUAUGUAACUUUAGCCAUAUUGAACUCAGAGCAAGGAUAGAGACGUGCGUAGGUUCAUCAUUGCUAUGCUACUUUUACAUUGCAAUACGUUCCAUUACCAGUUCUAUCACACAGUUCCUCUUUGACAUCACUGGUACCCAUCCAUCACAAAAAGGCCAAAGAAAAAGCAAAACACUUUUUUGUAGAUCCUUUAGAUGCUCACUGAGCUGAAGUCAACAAUAUAACAUCAAGUCACGUGAGAUUUGCUGAAGUCCCAUGCGAUGCUUAAUGAAGGUUCUUCUGAGUUUUUUGUGCAACUUUAGAGCCAUUGUUUUCCUGAAUUG
This is a messenger RNA of Phycodurus eques (leafy seadragon), 3236 nucleotides long. RefSeq names its product copine Vb (gene cpne5b). Lineage: Eukaryota; Metazoa; Chordata; Actinopteri; Syngnathiformes; Syngnathidae. The transcript has 18 exons. The record is from RefSeq and is a predicted model, not a curated record. Bases 90 to 1691 code for a protein of 533 amino acids. Gene Ontology annotation, biological process: cellular response to calcium ion. Gene Ontology annotation, molecular function: calcium-dependent phospholipid binding. Gene Ontology annotation, cellular component: plasma membrane.